AUGAGUGUACCUGUAGCGAUUGGGUCUACGUUUUUUGGAUGUAUGAGCAAUGUUGUUUUUUUGGAACUUUUAGUCAAAGAAGAUCCUGGCAUAGGAAAUUUGAUUACAUUUUCCCAAUUUUUUUUAAUAGCAUUACAUGGAUUUAUAUUCACAGCUAAAUGUGGUACCAAAAAACCGAGCAUUAGUGUCAAAGGGUACAUGAUCUUAGUAGCAAUGUUUUUUGUCACUAAUGUUUUGAACAAUUAUGCUUUUGAUUUGAACAUUGCCAUGCCAUUACAUAUGAUCUUCAGAGCGGGCUCAUUAAUAGCAAAUAUGGUUAUGGGAGUGAUUAUAUUAAAAAAAAAGUAUACAAUUGACAAAUUUAUUUCUGUGGGAAUGAUAACAGCGGGUAUUACAAUAUGUACAAUUGUAUCAGGUCAAGAUGUGAAAAAAACUGUUGUACAUGGUGUUGUUCAAAACACAUCAGAGCUAGAAGACUUCUUUUGGUGGUGCUUAGGAAUUGCGUGUUUAACUAUUGCAUUAUUCAUUUCUGCUCGCAUGGGUAUAUACCAAGAAACAUUAUAUAAGCAACAUGGUAAACAUCCACAAGAAGCUUUAUUUUAUACUCAUUUGAUACCACUUCCAUGGUUCCUGUUUUUGUACUCAAAUCUUAAGGAACACGCUUUAAUGGCUUUUGAAAGUGAACCAUUGCCAUACAUUGGAUUUGGUAUACCAAGUACCAUUAUUUAUCUUACUGGAAAUGUUUUUACUCAAUAUGUAUGUAUAAGUUCAGUUUACUUUUUGACAACUGAAUGUUCAUCAUUAACAGUAACACUAGUUAUAACAUUGCGAAAGUUUGCCAGUUUAUUGUUUAGUAUUUUGUACUUCAGUAAUCCAUUUACUCUGUACCACUGGAUUGGAACUCUUUUAGUUUUUGUUGGUACAAUCAUAUUCACCGAGAUACCGCAAAAAGUACAACAAAUGACAGCGCCAAAAAAGGCAAAGAAAACAAAAACAAAUUAAAAUUCUAUUGUUAUGAUGUUGGAUUAAUGGAUAUUACAGGAUUAUACUAUAUAUUAAAUUAAUUCUUAUUUAGAAUAAAUAAAAACUUAUUAAUUUAUUUUAUUUGACAAUAAACAGAAAUAAUUUACAAACAAA
Molecule: messenger RNA, 1137 nt
Organism: Rhopalosiphum maidis (corn leaf aphid)
Lineage: Eukaryota; Metazoa; Arthropoda; Insecta; Hemiptera; Aphididae
Gene: Efr
Product: UDP-xylose and UDP-N-acetylglucosamine transporter
Exons: 8
Coding region: 1-1002 (333 amino acids)
Biological process (GO): transmembrane transport
Cellular component (GO): endoplasmic reticulum membrane; Golgi membrane
Molecular function (GO): UDP-N-acetylglucosamine transmembrane transporter activity; UDP-xylose transmembrane transporter activity
Source: RefSeq, a predicted model, not a curated record